CAACAAGCUGCUGGUAAGCCAGAAACAUCAAAAUACUACACUCAACAAAGAUGUUAAAUCAGUUCCAGUGGAUCCCGAUCCAGCAGUUGUCCCACCCAAUAAUAAACGUUCAACCACCAUCAAGUGUGCGCAGUUGCAGAGAGCAGUUAUCUGUGACGCGGAAUUCAAGAAACACAAAGCCUUGGGCCGGCCGAAUAAGCACGCCAAGAAUUCGGUGUUUGACAAAGUCAGGCGUUAUAAUCCCGACGGCGAGAAGUUAAACCUGUUUUCCGAAAAGGUGGGUCAUGAAGUAGACGAGCAGGCCACGAGUUCGACGCGAAGCCGGAGUAUAUCUUCGACCAGGUCGACGUCCUCUUCCUCGCCAAGAAAAAUGGAGCAAAUAUUGAACAAAACCAAGCCGAUCUGUCCGCCCCAACAGCUCGCGUGGAAGUGGCGAAAGCCGAAGAACUUUGAUCCGGAUUCCGAGACGACGGGCAGCAGCGACGUGGAUGAAUUUGUCGAGCAAAAGACGAAAAAGAACCGCGGAACAAAGAUGCACAACUUAUUCGAGCAAAAGACCACGAUGAGCAAGAACGUACAACAUUUAGUUUACGAACUGGACCCGGGAUAUUCCGCUUCUUUUCUGGAGGAGAAACAAAACGAAAGAAAAAUCACGGACGUUUAUUGCGAUCUGUUACAUCAUUUAUCUUCUUCCCUGAUUCCGACGACUUCCAGAAUCGUUGUUCCGACGAAUGAAGAUCGUUUUUGUGGGCGACGAGGAGGACCAGGUGCUCCUUCUCCCGAACAAGAUUUGCGCUCCACCGCUGGUGAAGAUGUUGUUGAAGAUGAGGACCACCUGGACGAACAAGACGGGGACGAUGAAACUAACAAAGCGAAAAUCGGUUCAACCACUGCCGCUGGUCGUGUAACCUCUCCCGCAAAACCAGAUGCUCCGAGGCACGAGGAUUGUCCGGACUCGUCGAUGAAUCACGCAAAAGUUCUUUCUGAAAAAACCAGCAGAAUGGUGAACCAUUACAAACUCGUGCGCCAGACAGUCAAUUCGGGCUGUACUACUGGUUUUUCUUCGCACGGAAGGAACAACCCGGGAGGUGGUCUUUUGCAGAAAAAGCUGGAUCUGCUGCACGAAGUGUCUGGAACAACCACAGCUUCCGGAUCGUCCAAAGAUCCAGAGCAGCUGCGAAAGAAAGCCUUGUACGUGGACUAUUUGUUUCCGGAAAAGGCGGUCCUCGACCCUCUCGCGCAGAACCGGCACAAAUUCUUCUACUUCGGCGAAGAAGCUGUAGACGACACUUGUUCUAAAGGCAAAGAUAAACACCAAGAUCGCUCAUGCACCACGACCCUGCAGUUCUGCAGCAACUUGCAGAGACGGGAACAGGUCGCUGCGAUCGUCGAAAUGUUUGCGGAUUUCGUUGAAAACGUGUUUUCAUCCGAUAAGCGCACCCACGACGACGACGACCACCACCACUACCUUCUUCCGCUGAAAGAGGCCGCAGGACGCGUGAAAAAGCUCCUCUCGAAGGGAAAUGCGGCCAGCUACAUCCAGCUUCUCACCGUGUACCUGCGGUUGACCGACGGUAAAAAUCACGAUUUGUUCCCCUGCGGCUUGCUCGCACAGCAGAUGUCCUGGUAUUUUCGGCAAUACCCGCGACCCGAGGAGCGGGGGAGGCAGAAAGUCAAGAGUUCCGACUUUUACGACCGAGUGUUUGAUCGACUUGAAGACACGAUGUUGUUGACGAAAAACAUCGGCGGUUCUUGUGCGGCGAAAAAUUCUACCGUCUAUUACCCCGGUCUUCCGGACGGAGCGAUUUUCACGCGGACCUACGAGCAAAGCGACCCGUCUUCCAACGUGAGCGUGAAGUUUCCGGCUCUGGUGGAGCACAACUGGAACGAAGCGUGUUUGCAAAUGGCCACCGUAAUCUACCAAAAAACGGAACAAGAACUGUUAGCAAGCGCUGCGAAAACGAUCUUGGCGCAAGCGGACGAGGUUGCGAAGGAUAAACGAAUCCAGACGGGGAUGAAACAGGCCGAAGUAGAGGCGGUGAAAAGGCAGGAAAGAACUUCUGCUGCUCUGGUGAAAGGAAUCGUGGUAGAUGAGCUGCAGGCCGCUCCUGGUGUCGACGCCGAGCAAGGAGAAGUGGAUUUGAAGCCGUGUGAGGACG
Amoebophrya sp. A120 is the source of this 2159-nucleotide messenger RNA. The record is from the annotation of a GenBank genome assembly. Lineage: Eukaryota; Dinophyceae; Syndiniales; Amoebophryaceae.